Molecule: messenger RNA, 4774 nt
Organism: Chara braunii
Lineage: Eukaryota; Viridiplantae; Streptophyta; Charophyceae; Charales; Characeae
Source: the annotation of a GenBank genome assembly
CCGCUGUGUUCAAGUGGAUGCCCUUCCACGCCUUCUGUGUUUAUUCGCACGAGUUGCAUCCCCGUCUCCGCGCCCAUGUCCCUGCCGGUACCAUCUACCGUCUCCACCACGACCUCUGUCACGGCAUCUCUUAUGCAUCAGCAGUAUGAGGGUGCGGAGUCCGUUUCGGUAUCGGGGGUGGGAAUGCUACCGCGGUCGUUUCUGCCAGUGGCGUCGCUGGGAUCAGCGCCGCCGCCGCCACAAUGCGUGCAGGUCAGGUCCACCGCGACGGUCUCGGUGCUUGAUGGCAGAGAGGCGCAUCAGGACGCUGCAGCGACGACGACUUCGUCGGCGGCAGCGCUAGCAGCAGCAGCAGCAGGAGGAGGCGGAGGAGGAGGAGGGAGCUUUUCGCUGGAGGAUCCGGUGCUAGGUACGGCCCCGAUGUCCACGUCGGGUUUCAGCUUGGAUAUCCCGACGGCGCUGCAACUGUCGGUAGCAGCGCAGGAGGCGGUGGCAUCGGCAGCAGCAGCAACAGCAGCCGCCGUGGCGGCGGCGGGAGCGGAGGCCGUCGUGAUGCCGGCAAGAACGGAGGAUGAUAUGUUGAAGUCGAUUGGUGCGCAACAGGGGUGCUCGCCUGCGUCAGAGGACUCUGAUCCUCUGCCGAUUGCUCCAGUGCCGUUGUCGUCAGGGCCGGCCGUGCUCUCUAGCCCCAUGCCCACGCCAACGAUCUCGUCGGAUUCCACGGUGACGACGACCGCCCCAUUGCCCAUGCCAUUCAAGACACUGACGGCGUCGUGCCCUGCAGUGGCAUCGGCGACAGCGGAGUUUACGACCAUCUGCUCCUCGUCCGCAAUGCCCAUCAAUCCGAUGUCAGUGCUGAGUCAUCACGGCGGAGAGGAAGGGGGGGGAGGCGGCGCCGGCGUGAGUGACGGGUUGGCCGUUGCGCCGUUCGACCUGGCCUCGGUCGUUGGGGGGGCGGGUAUUGGUGUGAUCGAUGUGGCGGAUCCAUUGACAUUAGCGAAAGUAAUCCAGCUGAAUCAUGAACAUGAGCAGAGACAGCAGGCGGCGGCAAGAGGCGUGAUAAUCAAAGACGAGCUGCAGCAGCACGGCAUCACCGUGGUGACGGCCUCAGCGGCUAUGGCUACGGCGGUCGCUGUCUCGGAAGCCAUCGGGGUCCCAUCUGCUACGCCAUCGUCGCUGCCCCCCCCGCUCCCGCCUCCUCCUCCUCCUUCUCCUUCUCCUCCUCUUCAAUCCCUCUGCACGCCGACUUCUUCCGCCACAGUCCUGUCUCCUUCCCCGCUGCCGCCGACGUCGCUCCAGCUUCACGACAUUCCUGUUGCGCACCCUUUGACAUCGUUGAAGCGGGCUUACGAUCUCGCCGCGGGCGGCGAUGAGCCGCCGCCGCCGCGCCUGCCCAACGUCGUCUCCGUCGAGUUCAUCCAGAAUCGCCGGCCUUUCCGAUGCAGCCACGCCGGCUGUGAGAAGACCUUCAAGAACCAGCAGACGCUGAUGAUGCACCACAAGACGCACUUUGUGGAGGACGGCUCGCUGAAGCUUGACAUGGAGGGGAUCCCGAUGGGCGUUAGGGCGGGGCGGAACAAGAAGAUACCGUCGUGCUGCCCGGAGUGCGGGCGCACCUUCGUCGGAUUGUACGAGCUCCGCCGGCACUACGGGCGCAAGCACUCCCAAGGCGAGAAGAUGUUCUCCUGCAAAAAGUGCGGGAAGAAGUUUUUCAUCGACGUAGACCUGCGCGACCACGAAAAGUUUUGCGGCGAGGCUAUUCAGUGCAGGUGCGGGAUGAAGUUCGCGUACAAGUGCAACCUUGUGGCUCAUAAGAAGGCGAACCCAGCAUGUCAGGGCGGGGGACCGGGGCAGGUACAUCAUCAUAAUCAUCAUCAUUAUCAGCAGCAGCAGCAGCAGCAGCGGCAGCAGCAGCAGCAGGUGACCGGUUCGGCUGCAAGGCAGCAGCGGCAGCAGCACGCACUAGCGGCGGUAGCAGCGGCUGAGGGGCAGAGGUACAAGAAGCUGUCUUCCUCCUCCGCCUCUUCCUCCACCUGCGCCGCUUCUUCGUCUCCUCUUGCUCUUGGAUCGCUGUCGAGAGCGACCAUGGCCACGAACGCCACCACUCCCAUCGGCCCUGCGGUGUUUCACAUUCACCUCCCUCACCAGCGGCAGCAGCUCGAUCAACAACUGCAGCAGCAGCAGCAGCAGCAGCAUCCGCAUCACAAUCAUCAUCAUCAUCAUCUUCAUCACCCUCAUCAGACGCAGAUGGGAGCGGUCACGGCAGUGACGCAGGGAGUACCCAUGACAGUUCCUCUGUUGCCAUACGUGCUGACGAUGCCGCUGCCCUCGGCGACGGCCGUCUCGUCGGCUUUCGCGCGGGAUGGCGGGCACUUGACCGGCCUCCAGCUGCAGUCAUCCCAGCCAGUGUUGAGCAUUUUUGAUGCCAGCCGCGGCUCGUCGCACGUGCAGAGUCCAGCUGCAGCUAUGGCAGUAGUGCGUGGAUCGAAUGGCCGGGGGAUGGUAAAGCAUGACGUUGGGGGGAUAACGAGGGGCAGGAGUGGGAGGAGAGGGAUGAGGAGGCAGGUGGAGGAUGCGGACAGAGUGGGCGAUGAGGGUGAGCGGAUGAAGAGGGGGAAGGAGGCGGAGGAGGCGGAGGAGGAGGAGGAGGAGGAGGAGGAGGAGGAGGAGACCUAUGGCGAUGGGAUUGCGAUGCUCCUGAUGACAAGUGGAUGGUCUCCCCAUCCUAGCUCCUUGCUGUGGGAUCACAAGGUGCCUGCCAGUGUCACAAGCGAACUUUAAACAAGUACGAGAUUACUGGUAGGGGCGUGGCCGACAUCAAUCCUGGCUUCUCUUCACCGUUAUAAUUGGCGAAAGAGAGAGAGAUUCUGAAGCAAGUACCGGCGGCUUAGGGGCAUGGCCAACAUCCAAGAUGGCAAGAUCAACCCUCAGGCUGGUGAAUCAUUAGACUAAGUAACGAAGAUUCUGAAGUGAUGGAGGGCCUCAGAAUGGUGAUGUCUGGUAUGGGCAUGUUGUCCUGCGACGCGUCGUCGUUCGGAUCUUCGUGUUGGGGGUGCUGGUUCGAGGAAAUGCGGUGGUCUGCGAUCAUAGGAAGCUAGUGACUUCUCUGAGAAGUAUACACAUGAUGUAGUUGUGCAUAGAUGUUGGGUAUUUUGGCAUUUAGGAUAUUAGACGUUGCGCUGCUGUGGCCAUUUGUCUGUGUGGUCCGGGGCUCAGAUCUGCCCUCCCAUGUUGAAGGGCAUCGAUAGGCUCUCUUGCAUGGCCAAUGUGGCUUUGUUUUUUUUUUUUUGUUUUUUUUUUUAUAGUAAGGAUGAGACCAAGAUCGCAUCUGAUGGAAGGAAGAUAGGGGAGCGCUCUGAGAGCGGCCUUUCUUAAGGAUUGAUUCGUUAAUUGGCAGCGUCUUAACUCUGCCAGCCGCGGCAGCAGUGGUUUUGUGCUCUCUUGCUGGGAUUCCGAAGCAUGGGCUAUUUUCUUCUGGCAUGAUACUGUUUCUCGUCGCCCUCUCCUCAAUCCCUGAGACUCGGGAUGGUGUUUUGCUGCCCAAUUUCUCUCUCCUCUCUUCUCUCUCUGCCUAUCGCUUUGUCGCCGACGCGGUUGCGGUUUCGUCGCCGUCGCGGUUGUGUCUCUCGUGCUCUUCCCUUUUUCCCUCACCCAAUGAAUGUCUGUUUUCGUUUGUCCCCAAAAAUCAGAUUUUGUGCUCCACCGUUCCCCUCUUUGUCCUCCUAUUGUUCUCCUGUACCUGCUCAAAUGUCUCUCUUCUCUCUCUUCCUACUGCUUCGUCGCCCACGCGGUUGCGGUAUGUUUGCUCGCAUCCAUGUCUCUCACGCUCUUCCCGUUUCCAUCUCCCAAUGAAUGGCAUUGCAUGUUCUCUCUCCUCCCCCCAUCUCAGAGUCUGCUCUGUCUUUUCCUCUUCCUCCCCCUAUUGUUCUCCUUGACUUGAUCUGCUCCCACACUUGCGUUCUAUCUUCAUUCACCCAUAUGCUUCACUCAAUGUCUCGCGGCUUCUGGGUUGAGACUCUUGAGAGGUCCCUUGAGGGUAUAUUGAGCAGCUUGGUUCCCGGUAUUGGGCCCAGCAUGGAUCAGUGGAUCACCAUGCUAGUAGUAGAGUGCUUACUUCAUCCGAUUGGGCAGUUUGCGCCAUGUAAUGGCAUCCUUCUCAGGAUACCUCAUUCUCACUGCUAGUCUGGUCGACGAGAGAGCAUUCUGUAGAUUGUCUGGUGUGUUGAUUUCUCUUGUUUUUUCAUUCUCAGACUGGAAGUUUCUUGUUUUUUGCCAGCCUGGGAGUGGCGUUGGCGAACAAUCCCCUGUUUUGCCCUUAUGCUGCCUUAAAGUUUGCAGCUCCCACUGUCACAGUAAUGAUUAUGUGAACUGUCAUUCAGAAGUGAGCAACAAUUCCGCGUUGUUGUGCCUUCUUUACUUUGGUUCCCCCACCCGAAAUUGGCCGUCGCGGUGUGCCAUCAUGAGGACUGAUGCAGUCAUUCAUCUGGUCUUCAUCUGGUCUUGAUUGGGGCCUUGUGCAUGGUAGCCACUUGACCGUGCCUAUGCUCUCGUAUGCAGAGCAUAGUACGCAUAUUACGAUGUCUCAUCUUUUGUGAUCGACAGACUCGAGGCAGUACGCAGCAGCCGUCUUUCUUGUAGGGAGGGGUCUCUUCUGCUCUGCGUCGGAUGCUUCUUUGCAAUUUCUUGAGUGACUGCAUGGUUUUCAAACUGACUUCAAACCAGAGCCGUCAUGGUUUGGGGGAUGCUCGCCACCCAAUGAAUUAAACUGUGUCAG